Hyla sarda is the source of this 1856-nucleotide messenger RNA. RefSeq names its product NAD kinase 2, mitochondrial (gene NADK2). Lineage: Eukaryota; Metazoa; Chordata; Amphibia; Anura; Hylidae. The record is from RefSeq and is a predicted model, not a curated record. Gene Ontology annotation, biological process: NADP+ biosynthetic process; NAD+ metabolic process. Gene Ontology annotation, molecular function: NAD+ kinase activity. Bases 186 to 1490 code for a protein of 434 amino acids. Gene Ontology annotation, cellular component: mitochondrion. The transcript is spliced from 12 exons.
CGCCGCAGAGGUCUAGCUGGUCUACGGGAAAAUGGCGGCCGUCCUAUAACAACCUCCUUCCCUCCGCCUCCACCCCCGUGUGUGCUCAGCAGCCAUAACGAAUAACCUACCUAGCGCCCUCUCCGGGUCACUCCGCCCUCCUGUCAGCAGCCCGUAGACCGGAAGUGGCCCGUGCCCGGUGACCCAUGAGCUCGUGCAGGGCUCUCCUGUGCUGGGGGUGUUCCGGGCGUCUCACCCGCUGGGCGCCCACCAGGCGGCCCGUGUCCACCAGGCCUAACUCUAAUGGUCCCGGGAAACCCGGCGGCUUCAGACCGGAGCGGGUCGCCGUGGUGACCAAGACCACCCGCUAUGAGUUCGAACAGCAGCGGUUCCGGUCCGCUGGGCUGUCUGAGGACGAGCUCCGGGAGCUGCUCGCGUUAAAAGGUUCCAGUUACAAUGGUCUGUUACAGCGACAUAACAUUCACUCAGAAAACGUGGAGCACGUUGUACAGAGUUUACGCAAUGACGGCAUUGAUGUGAGGGUAGUGAAAAGAAGAGACUAUGACGAGGAGACUGCGCGAUGGGCGGACGCCAUCAUCUCUGCAGGAGGGGAUGGGACAAUGCUCCUCGCUGCCAGCAAAGUACUAGACAAGUUCAAGCCUGUGAUCGGAGUGAACACUGAUCCAGAAAGGUCUGAAGGACACCUCUGCUUACCGAUGCGGUACAGUCACUCCUUCCCAGAAGCUCUGCACAAGCUUUAUCGCGGUGAGUUCAGGUGGCAGUGGCGUCAGCGGAUUAGACUGUUCCUUGAAGGCACCGGGAUUAACCUGACACCUGUCGACCUACACGAGCAGCAGCUCAGCCUGGAGCAGCACAGCAAGGCGCACAGCUCUGGAACACAUCAAGAGCAAUCAUCUGCAACUAUUUCGGGGCCCCAUCUUUUGCCUGUAAGAGCAUUAAAUGAAGUAUUUAUCGGGGAGUCUCUUUCCUCAAGGGCGAACUAUAAAUUCUGCAAACCACGUUUUACCUUCUCGCUUCAUAGGGCCUCCUACUACGAGAUCUCUGUGGAUGAUGGGCCUUGGGAGAAGCAGAAGAGCUCCGGAUUGAAUGUUUGCACAGGGACGGGAUCUAAAGCCUGGUCUUACAACAUAAACAAGAUGGCUCCCCAGACCGUGGAGGAAAUACUGAACAUCGUGAAACGCCACAAGAUUGCAAACUUGACUCUGAACCCUGACCUCAUAGAGCAAGUGACAAAUGAAUACAACUCCUCUCUAAUAUUCAACCCCGAGGAGCAGAAGAUGUUCUUCAGUAUACGGGAGCCCAUUUCAAAUAGAGUUUUUUCCAGCAGCCGCCAGUGCGGUUUUACCGCCAAAGUGUGCGUGCGCUCUCGUUGCUGGGACGCCUGUAUGGUGGUUGACGGUGGGACCUCUUUUGAGUUCAAUGACGGCGCAAUUGUGACAAUAUCCAUGGACGGCGAGGACGCUCUGUGCACUGUCCUUUUAGACGAAUGAGUCUCCACCUGACCUGUAAACCUCCCCCUCCCCAACCUCAGGACACCCCGAUAAAUGUGCAAGGUGCGGAUUGUGGGAUCAGGACAACCAUGGGAGUGACGUCUGUUACAGGGAGACCUGCUGCCAAUCCUACGACUGCUGGCGCCUCGGUCAGCGGACUGCUGUAUAUUUGUAAAAAUAAGAGCCCAGAUCUAUUAUUGCCAGCACUGAUGCAAUUUUGAUAGUUUAUUAUGCACCAGGCAGUUUUUAGCUUUCUUUACAUUGAUUUUUUUUUUUCUAGCAGAAUUCAUGGGUGAUGAACCAAAUGGUUUUGGCUUCUGCCUAUUUCCUGCUUUUUCCACUAAAUAUAUAUAACUUGUCUCAAAA